GGGGUGGGGCGGGGCGGACCCGCCACGUGGUUCCGGGUCGCGGAAGAUGGCGGCGCCCAUGGAGCUGUACUGCUGGGCCGGCGGCUGGGGGCUGCCGUCCGUGGACACCGACUGCCUGACCGUGCUGGUGAGCGCCCGCCCGGGGGCUCGAGCCCGCCGCCCCGGCCCGCCCCGGCCCGGCCCUGACCGACGCUUGCCUGCGCUGAAGACGAGGGAGGAAGGGGUGCUGUCCGAGACGCACGAGAUCAUCACGCACCUCAGGAAACAGAAGUACAACGCAGACUACGAUCUCUCGGCCAGGCAGGGGGCCGACGCUCUCGCUUUCAUGUGCCUGCUGGAGGAGAAGCUGCUGCCGGCACUGAUCCACACGUUCUGGGUGGACGCCAAAAACUACGUGGAGCACACACGGAAGUGGUACGCAGAAGCCAUCCCCUUUCCGCUCAACUUCUUUCUGCCCAACCGCAUGCACAAGCAGCGCCUGGAGCGGCUGCAGCUGCUCUGCGGGGAUGACUGCCUGGAAGACGAGGAGAGGCUAGAGAAGCUGUACCACGAAGCCCGAGAGUGCCUGACGCUCCUGUCCCAGCGCCUUGGGGCCCAGAAGUUCUUCUUCGGAGACUCGCCUGCUUCCCUGGACGCCUUCGUCUUCAGUCACCUGGCACCACUGCUCAAAACAAAGCUGCCCAAUGGCAAACUGCAGCAGCACCUGAAGUCCCUGGAGAACCUGUGCAACUACUGCACCUCCAUCCUGAGCCUCUACUUCCCCUGGGACAGCGGUGAUCCCCCGGCUGCUGCUCCCCGGACCUCGGCCCCUGAGGGCGGCGACUCCGAGGAAGAUCCACACAAGCGGCGCAACCAGAUCUUGUCGGUGCUGGUGGCCCUGGGCGCCAUGAUCAGCUAUGCCCUGCUGAGUGGUAUCGUCUCCAUCCAGCGGACAGAGCCUCGCCUGCCUGGCCACCGGCCUAUCUCCCUGGAGGAGGAGGAGGAGGAGGGGGAGGAAGAGGAGUGAGGUGCUGGCCUCUGGCUGCUGCUCUCAGGGCUUUGGUUCUCACUAAUUUGGUGUCACUUGAAUGGACUUUUGUAUGGCUCUGGGCACCGCACAUUGUGCUGGUCAAGGGCACGAUAUGGUCCCAGCCCCCUCUGCAUUCCUGAGCGGUGCCCAGCUGCUGCCAUCCAUAGCGCCUACGAGGUGCUGGGAGCCCCAAUAAACCCACGUUCUUUCUGCAGGGUA
Molecule: messenger RNA, 1228 nt
Organism: Gavialis gangeticus (Gharial)
Lineage: Eukaryota; Metazoa; Chordata; Crocodylia; Gavialidae
Gene: MTX1
Product: metaxin 1
Exons: 7
Coding region: 47-1006 (319 amino acids)
Biological process (GO): mitochondrion organization
Cellular component (GO): SAM complex
Source: RefSeq, a predicted model, not a curated record